Messenger RNA from Boeremia exigua, 845 nucleotides. RefSeq names its product caffeine-induced death protein 2. Gene Ontology annotation, cellular component: mitochondrial intermembrane space; mitochondrion. The transcript has 2 exons. The coding region runs from base 128 to 697 and encodes 189 amino acids. The record is from RefSeq and is a predicted model, not a curated record. Lineage: Eukaryota; Fungi; Ascomycota; Dothideomycetes; Pleosporales; Didymellaceae.
CUUGCACGACACAGCAGCCCUACCUAAUAACCUCUGCACAUCUUGAGCACCUGGAACCGCCGUAAUCCUGGCUCAAUAUUUCUGGAAACCCACUCCCCCCUCGACACCCUCCCCGCCCCCGCCCACCAUGUCGCAACCCUCGCCAGCGCCAGGCCUCACGCCACAAUUCUGCUUCAACCAAACCGCCCUGCGAGACUUCCUCCGGAUCUCGCGCUCCACGAUCGACGACUCGAUCACCCAGAACCUAAACGCCCUGCUCACGCCGGCCCAACGCGGCUUCGAUCCCGCCUCGACGUCGACACGCCAGCUGGGUGCACCUGCGCGCUCGCUCACGCCCGCGCACUGCGACGAGUUCAAGACCCGCGUGCUGUUCCCCAGCUGGGCGGUGCGGUCAGAUGUGCUGGACUACUGCGCGGGUGUCGCCACCAGCCCGGACCCCGACGACCCGGACAGCGUGCUGAGGCAGAUUGAGGACUCGAAGGCGCGCGAGAGGGUGGUUGAUGAGCGGCUCGAUCCGUACUCUGCGCGCUACUUUCCGCAGGAGGCGCGGACGGAGAGUCUGGCGAUGCUGAUGCGGAAUGAGAGGGCGGUGGAGAAGAUUAUUCGGAUGAGGACGUGGGGAUUGAUUGCGGAGAGGUGUGGGAGUGAGAGUGCUGAUGCGGAUAAGGCGUUUGAGCAGUGGCGGAAGCAGCAGUGAUUACGGCGCUGAGGCAAUGACUGACAUGAUUGCGAGGUCGCGGCGUGAAUGGCUGUCAUAAGGUUGAGCACAAGCAUGCUGGCGUUGCGGGAGCAUAGCGUUUGACUUGUGUUGACAUUUUUCUUGUAAAUAUAUAUAAACAUACUCA